AUUUUCCCUCCAUUUAAAACAAAACAAAAAAACACACCCUACAACCAAGGUCCGGAGAAUGGGGAAUCAAGCAGGGGCUGGAGUGCUAGUACAGCGGGUAGGGCUCUUGCCUUGCAUGCAGCCAACUCAGGUUCGAUCCUCGGCAUCCCAUAUGGUUCCCUGAGCACCACUAGGAGUAAUUCCUGAGUGCUCAGCCUAGAGUAACCCCUGACCAUCCCUGGGUGUGGCCACCAAAAAAAAAAAAAGAAAAAAAAAGCUGCACCAGGGAGGCGUGGUCUAGAGGGGGCGGGGUCAGGUAGGCCUCGCCCCGUCCUGCACCAGGAAGCUCUGGGGGGAGAGGACGAGAGGAGGCAGGUGAGGUCAGCGCAGACCGUCUGGCGUGGGGAAACUAAGGCUGCAUGUGACCUGGGAAGGCAUCCCGUGGAGGAAGGCACGCAGGGCUCCGGGAGGGAAGGGAUGACAGAAGUGGGAUGGGAAACCAGGUGGGGCGGAGGGCUUGGGGAGGCCAGGAGGGAUCCCGGCGCAUGCGCGGGCGGGGGCGGGGCGCGGCGCGGCGCAUGCGUGGUGGCGAGCUGUUCGGGCUUGGGGGGCUCGAGGGGGGUUUCCCGACGCACGUGGGCAAAGGGUAAAGGUAGCUCCCGGACCCGCAGGGUCUGGGCACGAGGACAGGACUGGGGAAAAAAGGUCCGGCUGUUCCUGGCCACGGAGGGUUAACGCCCUUCCUGUCCCCGGGCUCUGCACCCCCCACCCCUCCCCAGGAUGGUGGGGCUUUCGCUGAAGCUUCAAGACCUGAUCGAAGAGAUUCGCGGGGCCAAGACCCAGGCCCAGGAACGGGAGGUGAUCCAGAAGGAGUGCGCCCACAUCCGGGCCUCCUUCCGUGAUGGGGACCCUCUGCACAGGCACCGCCAGCUGGCCAAACUGCUCUACGUCCACAUGCUGGGCUACCCUGCCCACUUUGGACAGUGACCUGAGCCAGGGGGUGCCUGCCGUCCAGGGCCUGGCCCUGUGCACCCUGAGCACCAUGGGCUCUGCUGAGAUGUGCCGGGACCUGGCCGGCGAGGUGGAGAAACUGCUCCAGCUGCCCAGUCCCUAUGUGCGCAAGAAGGCCAUCCUGACAGCGGUACACAUGAUCCGGAAGGUGCCCGAUCUCUCCACCAUCUUCCUCCCCCCCUGUGCCAAACUGCUUCACGAGCGCCACCACGGCAUCCUACUGGGCACCGUCACGCUGAUCACCGAGCUCUGUGAGCGAAGCCCGGCGGCCCUCAAGCACUUCCGGAAGGUGGUGCCCCACCUGGUGCAGAUCCUCCGGACUCUGAGCACGACGGGCUUCUCGUCGGAGCACAGCAUAGCGGGAGUCAGCGACCCUUUCCUGCAGGUCCAGAUCCUGCGUCUGCUUCGGAUUCUGGGCCGGAACCAUGAGGAGAGCAGUGAGGCCAUGAAUGACCUCCUGGCCCAGGUGGCCACCAACACCGACACCAGCCGGAACGCGGGCAAUGCCGUCCUGUUUGAGACGGUGCUGACCAUCAUGGACAUCCACUCUGCAGCCGGCCUGAGGGUUCUAGCUGUCAACAUUCUCGGCCGCUUCCUGCUCAACAAUGACAAGAACAUUAGGUACGUGGCGCUGACAUCCCUGCUCCGGCUGGUGCAGACCGACCACAGCGCCGUGCAGCGGCACCGGCCCACAGUGGUCGAGUGUCUGAGGGAACCGGACGCCUCCCUCGGCCGGCGGGCCCUGGAGCUGAGCCUGGCUCUGGUGAACAGCUCCAACGUGCGGGCCAUGACGCAGGAGCUGCAGCACUUCCUCGAGACCUGCCCCCCGGAGCUGCGGGCCGACUGCGCCUCGGGCAUCCUGCUGGCGGCCGAGAGGUUUGCCCCGACAAAGCGGUGGCACAUAGACACCAUCCUGCGUGUGCUGACCACGGCUGGCGCCUAUGUCCGGGACGAUGCCGUGGCCAACCUGACCCAGCUGAUUGGGGGCGCCCAGGAGCUACAUGCCUACUCAGUUCGUCGCCUCUACAGUGCUCUGGCUGAGGACAUCUCCCAACAGCCGCUGGUGCAGGUGGCAGCCUGGUGCAUUGGCGAGUACGGAGACCUCCUGCUGGCCGGGAGCUGCGAGGAGACCGAGCCCCUUCAGGUGAGACCACCACGGGGGAGAGGGCAUGCUGUGGCGGGGGGGAACAGGCUGGCCCCCCGGCUCCGACCUGUGCCCACCCUGCAGGUGGAGGAGGAGGAGGUGCUGUCGCUGCUAGAGAGGGUGCUGCAGUCCCACCUGUCCCUGCCGGCCACCCGUGGGUACGCCCUCACCGCCCUCAUGAAGCUCAGCACCCGCUUCAGCGGGGACAUCAACCGCAUCCGCCAGGUGGUGUCCAUCUAUGGGAGCUGCCUGGACGUGGAGCUGCAGCAGCGGGCCGUGGAGUAUAACGCGCUCUUCCGGAAGUACGACCACAUGAGGGCUGCCAUCCUGGAGAAGAUGCCACUUGUGGAGCGAGGUGGCCCCCAAGCUGAUGAGGAAGACAGGGAGGGCCAGAAGGAAGAGGCCCAGGCUGCAGACGCUGCCCCUCCCCCUGCUGAGCCCCCGGUGAGGAGACGGGGGACAAGGGAGGUGCCCAGCAUGAGGCACACGGGUCAGGUUCUGUUCCCCAGGCCUGACUCUCUGCCCUGUCGCCAGGCCUCGAAUCUCUUGGAUCUCUUAGAUCUCCUGGAUGGUCCUCCUGGGGAGGGCCCCCCGCCACCCCCGCUGGCCCCCUCCUCAGAGGGCACCCUGAUUCACCUCCUGGACCUCCCCUGCGUGCCUCCAUCCCCGCCUCCCAUCCCGGAUCUCAGAGCCUUUGAACGUGACGGGCUGCGGCUGGACCUCUCUUUCCUGCGCCCCCCGGAGACCCCUGCUCUGCUCUUGAUCACCGUCACGGCUACCAACACCUCGGAGGGUGACGUCACCCACUUCAUCUGCCAGGCCGCCGUGCCCAAGGUUUGUAGAAGACCAGUGCUCAGAGAGGUGUUCUGGGCCCUAUAUGGGGGGCGGGUAAGGGUGCGAGGGGCCGGUCUCGCCCUGCCCAACCGGACUCCUGUGUCAGAGCUUCCAGCUGCAGCUGCAGGCCCCCAGUGGGGACACCGUCCCAGCUCAGGGUGGCCCUCCUGUAACCCAGCUCCUCAGAAUCCUCAACCCCGACAAGGCCCCCCUGCGGCUCAAGCUGCGCCUCACCUACGACCACCUGGGCCAGUCUGUGCAGGAGAUCUUCGAGGUGAACAACCUGCCCCUGGCAACCUGGCAGUAACUCAGGCGCCUGUUCCGAGGGAGUCCAGCAGGGGGCGCCUGGGUCCUGCGCUUGCCUCUGCAGGCGCUGCGGGGCCUUCCCCCUACCGCCCCCCAAUUGAUAACACCCAAUAAAGCCUGAUGGGGGAGCCGUAUAGGGGUACUCUGGAGGGAGAAGUCGUCUGUGAGUAACAUCCAGGGAAGAGCCUCUUAGACACACGCGUGUUCCUCCGAGCCUUAGGAACGGGACGGCCCGACCCACUCUGGGUGAGAUCCGGCCCCUCGGGUUUCUAGGCCCCUAACAGGGAUCCCCCAGCCUCCGCCCCAGCCCGCUGCUAUUCCCUGCAUCCCAAGGUAGGGAAAUCCCCGCUGCCUCCCCUCCUCUCUAACUCAGCUGUAAGGCGGUUUAGGAGCCGCUGGCAGAAUCAAUGGCAUCGACCAAGGGAGGGGGGUGGCAAGGGAUUUUCCUGUGCUUAACUACUGAUCACGGCUAAGUGGAAAUCCUAUAAACACGAGCGGAAAUCAAUGGAGGCUGCUUAGCGGCCAGGGGAGAGGGGCGGCCCACAGAUUGCAUCUGACGGAUGGGGGAAGAGGAGGCAGCCAGGGCGAGGGCUCCAGGAAAGAGAGGCGAGGCUGAGGGCCCCCGGCCGGAGCGCCAGGAGUCUGGGCUGGGGAAGCCCGGCAGGAGGCAGGCUGAGCCGGGGCGACCCAGAAGUCUCUUUGCUGGUGGGAAGCAACACCCCAGCCUCAGCCCGCUGACCAG
This is a messenger RNA of Sorex araneus (European shrew), 4016 nucleotides long. It is a transcript of the gene AP1G2, whose product is annotated as adaptor related protein complex 1 subunit gamma 2. Bases 881 to 3388 code for a protein of 835 amino acids. The record is from RefSeq and is a predicted model, not a curated record. The transcript is spliced from 17 exons. Gene Ontology annotation, biological process: Golgi to vacuole transport; intracellular protein transport; receptor-mediated endocytosis. Gene Ontology annotation, cellular component: membrane coat; Golgi apparatus; AP-1 adaptor complex. Gene Ontology annotation, molecular function: clathrin-cargo adaptor activity. NCBI's taxonomy places the organism in Eukaryota, Metazoa, Chordata, Mammalia, Eulipotyphla, Soricidae.